This is a messenger RNA of Arachis stenosperma, 2051 nucleotides long. RefSeq names its product F-box/kelch-repeat protein At3g23880-like. Lineage: Eukaryota; Viridiplantae; Streptophyta; Magnoliopsida; Fabales; Fabaceae. Gene Ontology annotation, molecular function: protein binding. Bases 309 to 1472 code for a protein of 387 amino acids. The transcript has 3 exons. The record is from RefSeq and is a predicted model, not a curated record.
UCUGAAGCAAACCAAAGAGAACCCUAGCCCUAGGAUCCUUGCCGCCGCCAUCCACAGGUUCUCGGCGCCUCCACUUCUUCUUCUUCCCCCUGUCCGGAACCAGGUAGCUCGACUCGUCAUCCCCAUCUUCCCUGUCUUCUCUGUUCGUGGCUUGGAGCAGCUCGCCUUUGGGUCGCCGCUUGCCGUCGCCUUGCCUAUCGUCGUCGUCUCUCCGGUUGCCAUCCGUGUCUCCGUCGAAGGACACGUGUCAUCACUUCAUUCCCUGGUCAAUCUUAAAACCUAGCCACCAGAGACACAAGCAACUUAUAAUGCAAUUGCAUUUUGAGGGCAUGGACAUGGAGCCUCAACACCCAACAGCGGCGGUCCUCUUGUGUGAGCUGGUGAUGGAGAUCCUCUCUUGGGUUCCUGCAAAGCCUGUCACGCGCCUGAAGCUUGUGUGCAAGUCAUGGAACUCCAUCAUCUCCCACCCUCACUUCGUCAAACUUCACCUUCACCGUUCACCCAAAAAUGCCAUCCUCCUCUUUACGCGAACACCAGCGCUCACCCUCGACCAAAAAGCAAAACGGGGCUUAGUGUUAAGUAGCGUUGAAUCUUUCAUCCAAAAUCCAUCAUCCACUCUUGAUGCUCAAGAGAAUCUCCACUCUCUACACGGACAAGACUGGGUUUCCGGUUCAUGCAACGGGUUGGUUUGUGUGGCCCAUAUUCUUUUCCACCCCAACAACGAUAUUUGCGAUAUCUGGUUCCGUUUAUUGAAUCCUCUCACAGGGUUUAUUUCAGAGAGCUCGCCGUGCUUACGUGUCAAUGUGCAUAAUUCUUCUGGGUUUGGGUAUGAUGAGUCAAGUGACAGUUACAAGGUAGUGACUCUCAUUCGGGAUUCUUCUGGAACAGUUACUACGCAAGUUUAUAGCUUCGGUGGCAGUUCUUGGAAGACGAUUAACAGUUUCCCUGCUUUUCGGUUUUGUGUUGAAGAUAAUGGCCACUUCAUCUGUGGCACUCUUAAUUGGCUAGGUCUCCGUAACCCACAUGGAGGUGAUUAUGAUUGGGCUGCUGUUACACUUGAUAUGUUAAUGAUUGUUUCUUUUGACCUGAAAUCGGAUACACAUAAACAGAUUCUUCUUCCAAAGGGUAACGAUGAGAUCCCCGGUGAAGAGCCAAUUCUGGGAGUUUGGGGAAAUAGCCUGUAUCUUCUUCAUGAUUACAAGAAAACUCAUUUUAUUGCAUGGCAAAUGAAGGAGUUUGGAGAUGAAAAUUCUUGGACUAAAUUGCUAAAGAUUAGUUUUCACCAUCUCGGUGUUGAAAGGCUAUUAUCAGUGUUUAUAUUUGAGAAUGGAAAUAUCUUCAUGUUCAAAGGCAGGCAUCGUUUUGAGGAAGUUUUUUAUGACCGAAGAGAUAAUAGUGUUAAACGCGUUAAUAUCAACAAUCUUGACUUCGAUGCAUUUGAUUAUGUUGAGAGCUUGGUUCAGCCUUGUUAAAAUUCGGUUCCUAUUCAAAGUUUUGCUUCUGCAGCUUUUUGUUCUUCCAACAAAGUUAAGAUCAUUGUGAUUAUUUUGAGUGUUUCCUUACUUUGGCUACUUCUUGUUGUUGGAUCCAAAUUUGUAGACGGAUCACUUUUAUUUUGGCUGCAAACUUUAUAUAUACAGGGUCUGGAAAAUGUGACACCAAUGAUUACAAAGAUAGACCAGAAGAGUGCAAUAGAGCUUGAAUCAUAUGACUUGGGUACAAGAAUGGUAAUUCCUACUAGUAGUAGUUAUAGUGAUUAGAUCUUAGCAUGUUGCAACUGUAAUGUUGAGAACUUUAGAUGACACAACAUGUGCAGCAUGUUACUGCAAGCAUAGGAAUGUAAGCAGUGAAGAUUAAGAACCAAAAUUUUAAAGAACUAGAAGCAGUUAUUAGGUGAUAUAUAUGUGUGGUAAUUCCUUUGCCAAUGUUAUUAGUUCUUUGAAAUAUUUACUUGUUUUCAUAAUUUCCACUGGUGCUAUUAUAUCUUAUGGUCAACUAGACAUUUUAUGACAAUAGCUUGUUAUAUUGAAGACCAAGAGCAAUAUUUUUAA